CUGAAAUAACCUUUGCUUACUACUGUUGUGCACUUAGUUCUUUACUGAUCCGUCAGUACGCUCCUUCCGAAGUACUAGUUAAAUUAUUUUUACAACUAUUGAUGGAAAUUUGAUGGGUCCAGUUAAAUUACUCGGGUAUUAUAUCAAGAGAUAUUGUUUGAUGGUAUCAUUACCAAUAAUUACAGUGACUUCUAUAUUUUACGACCAAAAGCGUACUCGUUCGUGGAAAAAUCAACAGUUACUUGAGCAGCAACAGAAUAGUUAAAAAGUAAAUUAAUCAACAUGGUAACUUUGAAAUAUCUGGUCAGUGUAUAUUACCCGGCAUUGAUUCCUUUAACCGGAUUUAUAUUUGGAAGUUACUUAGACCGUCAAGAGAAUUUAAGAUUAACUAAAUUCAGAGAUAAAUCUGCUUUAUACGGAAGGGAACUUGCACCUGGGGAACCACCUUCAUGGCCAUAAUUUAGAAUUAACAUGAAUAUAUUUAAUUCAAAUGUGUAUUACAAUUAAAACCUUUAAUCUAUGUAGACGAAUUUAAAUAUAGAAUUAAAUUUA
Polistes dominula (European paper wasp) is the source of this 552-nucleotide messenger RNA. RefSeq names its product NADH dehydrogenase (ubiquinone) MNLL subunit. Gene Ontology annotation, cellular component: mitochondrion; respiratory chain complex I. The record is from RefSeq and is a predicted model, not a curated record. NCBI's taxonomy places the organism in Eukaryota, Metazoa, Arthropoda, Insecta, Hymenoptera, Vespidae.